AUGAGCUCCCCGACAAACCGAAAGGGCUCACUGCCCCAUCAAUUGCGCACCGCUGCCGAACCCCGCCAGAACCGACUGUACAAUGUCCGGCUGUCGCAUAUCGAACAGGCCAACCCCUCCGUGCGACUGCUACAGCUGACCAUCCCGCCGGAGGUCCAGAAUGUCGAAGAUGAUGAAGGUCAGGAAGUGGAUGAGUUAGCCAACCCCCAACAACCCCUAACAUUCCUCCCGGGUCAAUGGCUGGACGUCCAUAUUCCCUCCAUCCCCAACGCAGGUGGCUUCAGUAUUACCUCCACUCCAGCCGACGCACAAGUCCUCCCAUCACUAGAAUACCCCGCCGAGGCAAUCACAACUGAUGAGACCGACGUGCCACCCAUCGACCCGCGCGGUCGGCCACCCUACGUAGAGUUAGCCGUGCAAUAUGCGCCCUCCAACCCAGCCAGCGUAUGGCUCUGGCGACCGGCGGAUCAGAUCCUAGGUACAGAACUUAGCAUCCGCGUCGGAGGGAGUUUUGUAUGGCCUCCAUCUUCCCGCGUGGACUUGACGAAAGUUCGGAAUGUAGUUUUCGUGGCAGGCGGAGUGGGGAUCAACCCACUGAUAUCCAUGCUCUCGCAUCUAAACAAUGGCGACGAGAUCGCUCUUCCUCACCCAUCAUUCAAUAUUCGAUUUCUGUACUCAACGAAACUCCCACGGAAAGAAGAAGGAACAGUAACCGGGAAUGGUACUAGUAGCCUGCAGCAGAUCUUGUUUCUUUCACGUCUACGACAGAUCAUUGCGUCGCAGUCACAGGUUCGUCGAUUGCAGAUUAGCUUAGAUCUUUUCAUCACCGAUCCUGGUUUGGAUCGAAGUUCUCUCACUGGAUUUGCGGAAUCCGGGGAUCUGACCCUGCACACGCGAAGGAUCAAUCGGGAUGAUUUACGCAAGGCGGUCAGUAAACCUGAUGGUAGUAUUGAGGCGGAAGAGACGGUGUGUUAUGUGUGUGGUCCGCCUGGCAUGACGGAUGAUGUGGUGAGCAGCCUUGAGGGCUUUCUCGGGAACACGGAGCGCGUGUAUUAUGAAAAGUGGUGGUGA
Messenger RNA from Aspergillus luchuensis, 1071 nucleotides. RefSeq names its product FAD-dependent oxidoreductase. Gene Ontology annotation, cellular component: mitochondrion. Lineage: Eukaryota; Fungi; Ascomycota; Eurotiomycetes; Eurotiales; Aspergillaceae. Bases 1 to 1071 code for a protein of 356 amino acids. The record is from RefSeq and is a predicted model, not a curated record. Gene Ontology annotation, molecular function: oxidoreductase activity. The transcript is spliced from 3 exons.